Messenger RNA from Dermacentor andersoni, 3442 nucleotides. NCBI's taxonomy places the organism in Eukaryota, Metazoa, Arthropoda, Arachnida, Ixodida, Ixodidae. The record is from RefSeq and is a predicted model, not a curated record.
AUGGCGCAGAAGAGAUCCAAGCUCAAUGGCACGUACCCCUCAAGCUCUACUGCAGCUGAGCUCGCGGGGCUUCACCUGGCGGCCGACCUCCCUGCUGAGCACCCUCCCCAGCAGCCGGUGGCGGUGGUGUGCGACUCCAAGCCAGCGCUCCAGGCCCUCGUCAACCCACGGCGGGAACGCUCCACAGUGAUCGACGCCUACAGACGCCACGGCCUUCCAGCGGCCACAGAGACUGACCUGCUGCUCCCGCUGACCCAGCGGAAGCAGUGGCAUCACCGGCGGUGUCCCGUUCCCUCUGCCACCCUGAGUGCACUAGCGUUGCCUCUGUGCCUGGGCGCGCUCAUCGGCGCCACGGCGGUGGGCAACGCGCUCGUCUGCCUCUCCGUCUGCCUUGUGCGACGCCUGCGGCACCCGUCGAACCACCUGCUCGUCUCACUUGCCGUCUCCGACCUCUGCGUAGCCCUGCUGGUCAUGCCUCCCGCCAUGUACCUCGAACUCUCCGGCCACCGCUGGGACCUGGGACGAGCGGCCUGCGACGCCUGGGUGUCCAUGGACGUUGCCUCCUGCACCGCCUCCAUCCUCAAUCUGUGCAUGAUCUCCGUGGACCGCUACCUGGCCAUCACGCGACCCUUGACCUACGGCGUCCGGCGCACGGCACGAAGGGCCUGGGCCUGCAUCGGUGCCGUCUGGCUCCUGGCGGCGCUCAUCAGCGUGCCCCCACUGCUAGUCUUGGGAAACGAGCACGGCACUCUCGAUGCACCCACCUGCCUCGUCUGCCAGCACCUCGCCUACCAACUGUACGCUACGCUCGGGGCCUUCUACAUACCCUUGGCCGUGAUGCUGUUCGUGUACUGGAGGAUUCACAGGGCUGCGAAGAAGGUCAUCGAAGCCGAGCACCGAGCAAGGCCUGGACCUCGAAGCAGGAGCCUGAGAGUCGUUCUGAGAGAACGCAAGGCCUCCAUAACGCUCGGAAUAAUCCUGACAGCUUUCACGGCCUGCUGGCUCCCUUUUUUCGCCCUCGCCCUGGUGCAGCCUCUGGGAGGCAAACCCCUUCCGGAGGUGGCGCACAGCUUCGCGCUCUGGCUUGGCUACGCCAACUCGGCGCUGAACCCGGUCAUCUACGUAACCUUCCACCACGACUUCCGGCGCGCCUUCCGGGACCUGCUGUGCUUCCGCUGUCAGACGCAGACGACCGGAAGCAGCACGACUGGGGGCGGAAGCAGCAGCGGCACGGUCAGACAGUUGCUGGGCAGCAGGGACAACCACCUCAACUCGUGGGCCUGACCGUGGUGGACGUCACCUGAAGACCUACGGGUCUCCAGGGUCGACGCGAAUCAGCUAAAAAAUAAGCACAAUGAUCAGGGUAAUCACCAAGAGACCAAUCAUCAUCAGAACAAUCGAGGCAGCACGUGCGAGCCGACCAACUCGCCUGUCUCACCGCUGUUCGACUGACCCACGGAGGCCGAACUUACAACUGCGAUAUCAGACGUGUCUUCGGAAAAAAACAGCAGGAAGUCUGAAGAGGUCAUUUUCCACGAGCAAUUUGCGAUGUCAUUGUCGGACCGAAAAGACAUGCGGGUGACAAGUGACCAGCGCAGUCAUUGGAGCGUUUAAGACGAAAGCUGCACUCUUUCCCUAUUUCUUCCGUGAGACGUGCAAUUAUCCUUACGUGAUGCGUGCAAUGCGACGUUGUGUGAACACGAGCUGAGACCGCAUGGAGAUGGAACUUUCAGGAGCACUGUACAAGUCUGUAUAAAUUACUUAUUAUGUGUUCUCCGAAACCGCACAGCUGAAAAGUAGCCUGUAAAGGAUAAGAGAGACCGUCUAUCCGCAACAAAAAAGCGGAAACACAGCAGGAGGCAUACGCUGAGUUAAACAAAUCGUCUUUGUACACCUGCGUCCUGCAUAUAUCGUAGCGCACAUGUGUCCGACUGCAAAGAAAAUUGAACUGCGCACGGAUGCCAGAAAAACAAAUUUUGAAUAUAGAAGGACAAAUAGAAAAUAAUGGAAAAGGGGGUGGGGGUGUUAUCACGGAAGAAGGCAACUCCGCCCUUCCGAUUUCCGCCCUCUAGCUAAAUACUAUACAAGGUUCAGGCAACGUAAAAAUUGCCUGUGGACCCAGAAAAUGACAUUUUUCGUAGUGCCCAUGCACUGUAUCAAUUUUAUCAUGGUCGCGCGUGUGCUGGUUGACACUGUUCCCAAAGAUAUGUCGGGAAAGGCAUUUCCCUCUAUGUAGCAGUCUAUAGAUUCAUUUUUUUUUUCGCGACUAGAGCCAUUAGCCAAGUUUACCUAGUAAUCCAACCGAUAUAACAUGCAGAAGGACGGUGUAGCGAAGCCACCAUGGUCGAUCAUGAAAUUUCAAUUUCACCACCGCAAUUACUCCCGUGUGACCUUGUAUAUACUUUCGUAACAUUGGAAGAGAGGCCUCAAAGCGCACGCCUGGCUGAUCGCUUCAAGAGGACCUGGCAUAGUUUGCCCGCGCUCGUUGAGUGUCACGCGCCAUUCACUACAUUAUCUGACGUUCAAUUAGGGCAACCUUUCUGAGAGUGCAUGCCGCGUGACAUCGUUACCGCGCGUGCCACGCGCUUUCAACGCGGACGACAGACUUGUUCUAACGGAGUGCUGCAAGGACGCGCGUGCAAUUUCGACACGCUCGCGCUUGGUAGAAGACGUGCUCCAUUGCGGCAGGCCUCAUCCUGCCUGCGCCUGUAUGUACGGCGGUCAUCUCCGGCGAAUGUAGAGUAGCGAGAGUGAACAACCUAGCGCACCGUGUACGGAAAAGAGUUUAGUGGGAGUCAGAAACGCUUGCGCAUUGUAAUGUGUACGAGUAGCCGACGCGCAAAUCAACGUGCGAGCGCUUGCGGAUCCUUUAUAUUAACUAUUCAUUGUGAAAAGCAGCAGGAAUAUCGAUAUGGAUGCACAGAAGAAACAUAAGGAAACGUACGUUCAUGUUCAAAUUUGCGCUCCUUUUCACGAUGAACGUAAAACAACUUACCAAGUUCUCAGCCUUCUUAUACUUAGAACAUGUAUCGCCAGUGACAGACGCAGAAGCGCUGGGCUAGUUGAAAUUUCAACAUCUGCAACGAUUCUGUUAGCUGUGCAGCAUUCACAAAUAAAGAAAGAAAACAGGAUUUGGGCCAACCAGAGACGAACUGCACAAGACAAGCGCUGACCCGCAACUAUACGUUUUAAUGCGAAGCAAUUUUCUCCUAGCGAGGCCACUUUUUCUUUAUCUUGCAAUUUUCGCGGAACUGGGAAAAAUCGCUGCUUUCGUGGGUCAACGAAUAGACAACUCUCGUCAUCGGUGGUGACGGAUGGGAAGUAGCUGAGGCGUCGAAGUGGUUCGCCAAUUACCCCAUCUUUCAGCGCGCGGCCUUGAUGCGCGGCGCGAAGUGAGCGUCAACGUUCGCUUUGGCGCCAUCGCAUUCCGGUGUCAGCAGGG